AUGGAUGCUGCUCUUGCUACUACCAACACAAUGACCGGAGAAACCACUGUUCCAGUUGAAAAUAUCAAGACCACCACUACCGAAGAAACAACUCCAACUACUGCUGAAACUUCCACCGCUGCCACCACAGAGCUCACUUCCGAGGAAAAGUCAGUUUUUUCUCCUGAAGAAUUUUAAUCAAAAUUGGUUCUUAUUUCUAGGGCUACACAAUCCGAAGAACAACUUGACAUCUGGAAAGCGUCUUUUGUUGAGAAGCGAAUUCAGCAAGGCUGCCGAUUAUAG
Messenger RNA from Caenorhabditis angaria, 282 nucleotides. Lineage: Eukaryota; Metazoa; Nematoda; Chromadorea; Rhabditida; Rhabditidae. The record is from the annotation of a GenBank genome assembly.